UGAAAUACCCAUAGUCAAAAUAUAUAUAUUGCGUUUUUACCCAUACAGCACAAACUUCCAAGGGACGCCCUCAGAACAUCUCUAGGACGUCCUUAGGACAUUCUACGUCCUAAGGACGUCCUAAAGAUGUUCUGAGGACGUCCCUUGGAAGUUUGUGCUGUAUGGGUAAUUAUACUUUAUGCACUUGCAAAGUUACUAUUAUGUUAAACAAUCUAAAUCAUGUUUGUUGCAAGUUUAACAGACAUGCAAAAUGUCUGUCGAGAUGUUCUGAUUUAAUUCUUUCUGCGGUAACGACUUGUUUUCAAUUGCGAUUAAACUUUCUACUGGAAAUUACAUAUUGAUAUCUUCGAUGAGGUCAUGACCUCAGUUGGACCGUUCCCCACCCUGGCCUUCUACGCGCUCUCUCCUCUUUUUCUCUUUCUACCUGUUUUACCUAUCGUUUUACUUCUUCCAUGCUCUUCUCUGUAAACUUAGAAGGGAGAGACAGGAAAGAGAGAAAGAGAAAGAGAGACGCACGCAGAUUCCACAGUCGCCGACAAUCUCGCGGACAGUUCAUCUCCGUCGUUAAAUAGCUGGACAUCGAAUACUCGAUAUCCUUGUGGCUCUCAUAUCUCUCGUCAGUGAUGAAUUUUGGUUUCGUUCCGGUUGUUGUAAUUUUUCUGACGCUUGAUGUGGUCCCCGUCCGGUUCACUGAUGGCUCUUCGGAGAAGUAUUUAGUUGAACUCAGUCCGAACAUCAGCCAGAAUCCUUUUCUCCAAUUCGUAACUUCUACCAGUGCUCAAAACAACAACAAACUUGGAAACCUCUUGUCACAUAGUUCUCCAUCACAUGCUCCAUCACAGGCUCCUCCCAAUGCAGCGCAUUCUAAUGGUAAUUAUUUCUUUCCUAAUAAUCCCAAAAAUCCCUUCUUGAACCCUCCUGGAACCACCCCAAAGCUUGAUGUACAACCUCCACCAAGGCCUGUUACACAAAAAUCUUACGUACCACUGCACCAAGAUUUCUAUUUUCCACAAGACAAUAUUAUAUCAGUAUUUACACCAGCACCAGUUUAUAAUGACAUUACAAUGUCUCGUACGCAUUCUCCUCCUCAAGGAGGAGGUCACCCUCCAGGCUACUCUCCAAGUAGCUCCAUUCUCUCUGCAGACACACGUCCAUCAUUGGCGGAUCUGAUAUCUUACCCGAGGAAUGCAGAGAAAUCAAUAUCAGAAUUUAAGUGCGCUGAAUAUGCGGGAGAAUUAGCGGGCACGACCUUGAUAUCGUAUCUGGUAUCUUCCGGUCAAUUGUCACCCACGCUCAGAUUGAAUAAUGUUUGUGACAAAGCGAAUCAUUUGGUGGUCGGUGGUACCGAGGCCUUGGUCAGCGAGUUCCCUCACAUGGUCGCCUUAGGUAGACCUAGUUCCAAGUUCAUCGUGAUGUGUGGCGGCACGCUGAUAUCGCAUACCUGGGUUCUUUCCGCUGCGCAUUGUACUUUUGGACCAGAGGACGGAUUUCCAACUCACGCAAAAAUAGGCUUCCAUAAUGUGACGGAUAAGAAUGCCAUCAUAACGGCCAUUAAAAAUACGAUAAGACAUCCGCAGUACGAUCCACCCAAAAUGUAUGCGGAUAUAGCUCUGGUGCAACUUACAGAUAAAGUCACGUUCGCUUACAAAUCUAUACGACCCGCCUGUCUUUAUCAGGUAUACGAUCCCGUACCUGAAAAAGCCUGGGUUAGCGGCUGGGGCCGUACCGAAUACGUUGGAAAUAUUAGCGAUGUACUGCUAACAGCUGAAUUGAAUAUAGUAGACAAUUUGGAGUGCACGAGAAAGUACAAUAGUUCCUUAGAAAUUCCAGAGGGUAUCAAACCAAGUAUGAUCUGUGCCGGUGAUCCUAGUGGUAAAAAAGACUCUUGCCAAGGAGAUUCCGGUGGUCCUCUGCAAAUAAUCCAUCCUGACAAGUGUUUCUUCCAAGUGGUCGGUAUUGUCAGCUUUGGUCAGCCCUGUGGGUUGACCACCAUCCCCGCCGUUUAUACCAAAGUGUCCCAUUACAUUACAUGGAUCGAAAGUAUUGUUUGGCCGCGAGGACAAUAAUCGUAGUUUAUUCGACUUUUGCGAAAGAAAAGUUUACUCGCUCAAAUUAUUGCUUCCUGAAAAAUUAGACAAUUGCAAAUGGUUAAUUGUACAUAUGCCACUUCAAUUAACUAUACAUAUAGUAAUACAGUCGAACAUUCUGUGGUUCUGACUAGAAUAUUGGAACGUAAGAAUAGAGAAAUUGCGAGGAGAUAUGGAUUAUAGACUGUGGGACUGACAGACUUAAGCUUCAAAAAUCAAGAGAUCUUGCUGUCGUGAACAGUUCGCCACGUAAGCCCGUCGCCGUAAGGGCCAUGGAUCGAUGGGAGCAAGAUAUGCCACCAGUUCCUGCAACAACAAAGAUUUAGAUUAUAAGAAUAAUUAGACGAAGUUUUUGACGAUAAGAAUAAUGCAAAAAUAACAUAUUUGACAAAGUGCCAAUAAAUACUUAUACGCUAACCAAAA
This is a messenger RNA of Vollenhovia emeryi, 2510 nucleotides long. Its product is annotated as trypsin 3A1-like. The coding region runs from base 624 to 2066 and encodes 480 amino acids. Gene Ontology annotation, molecular function: serine-type endopeptidase activity. Gene Ontology annotation, biological process: proteolysis. The transcript is spliced from 6 exons. The record is from RefSeq and is a predicted model, not a curated record. Lineage: Eukaryota; Metazoa; Arthropoda; Insecta; Hymenoptera; Formicidae.